Messenger RNA from Pelobates fuscus (common spadefoot toad), 732 nucleotides. RefSeq names its product transmembrane 4 L6 family member 5-like. NCBI's taxonomy places the organism in Eukaryota, Metazoa, Chordata, Amphibia, Anura, Pelobatidae. The coding region runs from base 39 to 707 and encodes 222 amino acids. The transcript is spliced from 5 exons. The record is from RefSeq and is a predicted model, not a curated record. Gene Ontology annotation, cellular component: membrane.
UAAAAGUCUCUCUUUAAUCAUCUCACUCACUCACCAUCAUGUGUACUGGAAAAUGUUCUAAGUUUAUUGGGGUGUCCUUGUACCCCUUGAUCCUCAUCUGCAUCACUGCCAAUCUUAUGAUGUUUUUCCCCGACUGGAGUACAGAAUACAUUGUAAAUGCGGGGGAGCAGAUCACCCAAGAAGUGAGGAGUGUCGGUGGGAUUGUCGGUGGCGGUCUAUUGGUCCUAAUUUCCGCAGUUCAUAUUCAGGCGACAGGACGAAAGGGCUGUUGUAACAACCGCUGUGGGAUGUUCCUGUCCAUUGCAUUUUCGAUUAUUGGACUUGGUGGAGCAGUAUUUGGCUUUCUUAUGUCCCUCAUUGGGCUGCUGCGAGGACCGGUCUGUCAGUUUAAUCCAACUUUUUCUAAUGACGACAAUGUAAUCAAACCGACUAAUGGGUCACUUGUCUGGGGUCGUCCCUUUGAUGGGGAGCUGGAAGAACUGAGCGAUGAUAAUUACUUGUUUCAUCCCGAGACCUGGAACACCUGUGUGGCACCCCCAAAUGUGGUGAUGUUCAAUGUCAUUCUCUUCUCUACUACCUUGGUGGCAACUGGAAUUGAAAUUAUUCUGUGCGCCGUUCAGGUGUUAAAUGGUCUGUUUGGCUGCAUCUGUGGGACAUGUCGGAAGGAAAAAAAUGAAAAGGGGGACAAGGGAGAGUUAAUAGAAUAGCCUCGAUUAUUUGAAACUCUGCACC